This is a messenger RNA of Rotaria sordida, 1761 nucleotides long. NCBI's taxonomy places the organism in Eukaryota, Metazoa, Rotifera, Eurotatoria, Philodinida, Philodinidae. The record is from the annotation of a GenBank genome assembly.
AUGAACUUUUUCAAGAAAAAAUCCAUAAGAAGUGUAAUACCAUUGGUGACUUCGGAAGCACGACAAAAAAAUGAUUCAAAUGUUAUUUCAACUCGAAAUAAAAAAUCAAAUCAUAUUAUUGAGGUACCAUUAUCAACACAUGAGAUGAAUAGUCGAAAAUGGAAUUUUUGUCAACAAUGUUGUUCAAAAGAAAGUCUUAAAGAACAAGCUUUACUCAUAACUACUAUUGCUUCAGUUAUAAUUGGUAUUGGCGUUGGAAUUGGUCUUAGAAGUCUUAAAUGUAAUACAGAUGCAUAUAUUAAUGGAUGUCGUUUAAAUAAAGACGAUAUAGGAUACAUCGAAUUUCCAGGCACUAUUUUUAUCAAUAUACUUAAAUUACUUAUACUUCCAUUGAUUGUUUCAAGUAUUAUUUCAUCAUUAGCUCAACUUGAUGCACAAUCAUGUGGAAAAAUGGGUUUACGAUCAUUGAUUUAUUAUUUGGCUACAACCAUUAUUGCAGCUAUUGUUGGUAUUAUUCUUGUAUUAACUAUACGACCUGGAUUACGUGGUGGUCAAGUAACAAUCAAACCAGAAUCAAAAGCAGCCGAAGGUCGAACUGUUGAUACGAUUCUGGAUUUAAUCAGAAAUUUAUUUCCUGAUAAUAUUGUGCAAGCUGCAUUUCAAACUACAGCUACUAAACUUAUCGUCAACAAAAUAGUAGUUAAGGGUGAAAAUGAUACAACUUAUAACAAAACUACCUACAAUGCAAUACUCGAAAAACGAGAUGGAAUCAACGUACUUGGUUUACUUGUAUUUUGUAUUUUAUUUGGUAUUAUCAUAAGUCGAUUAAAAGAAAAAACACUUAUACUUAAACAAUUUUUUGAAGCUAUGUUAGAAGUUGUUAUGCAACUUGUACGUAUUGCUAUGUUAUUUAGUCCCAUUGGUAUUUUUUUUCUUAUUGUUGCCAAAAUACUUCUUAUGGAUAGUUUAAGUGAUUUUGCUGGUUCAUUAGGUCUUUAUAUGGCGACUGUUUUAGCUGGUUUAUUUAUACAUGGAUUCAUUAUUUUACCUUUAAUUCUUUUUAUUAUAACACGUAUGAAUGUUUUUAAAUAUAUCCAUGGCAUGGGUCAAGCAUUAGUAACUGCUUUUGGUACAGGUAGUUCAUCAGCAACAUUACCUAUAACAUAUAGAUGUGUUGAAGAAAAAAAUCAUAUUGAUCCGAGAAUUUCACGAUUUGUCUUACCUAUUGGAGCUACUGUUAAUAUGGAUGGCACAGCAUUAUAUGAAGCUGUAGCAGCUAUUUAUAUAGCUCAACUUAAUGGUAUUCCAUUGACUGCUGCCAAUAUUAUUGUCACUACUUUUACAGCAACCUUAGCAUCAAUUGGUGCUGCAAGUAUUCCUUCAGCUGGUCUAGUAACAUUGGUUAUUGUCCUCAAUGCACUUGGUUUACCGUCUGAAGAAGUUAGAACAAUCUUUGCUGUAGAUUGGUUACUUGAUCGAUUUCGUACUGCUAUCAAUGUAUUUGGUGAUUCAAUUGGUUGUGCUGUUGUAUAUCAUCUAUCACGUAAAGAACUGAAUUCACUUGACAAUAGGAACAUAUUAGCUGAUGAUGAUAAUACAAAUAAUCCAAACUCGAGUGUUUCUUCUCUUGUACCUAAUACAACUACUACACUUCCAUCUAAUCAUAUGACACCCGUGACAUAUGAUAAUCCAACAUAUUCAAAUCAACCAGAAACAACAGUUGAUGACGAUGGCGAUAAUAUGAGUCAAACAAGUUUUUAA